Ceratotherium simum simum (southern white rhinoceros) is the source of this 1713-nucleotide messenger RNA. The record is from RefSeq and is a predicted model, not a curated record. NCBI's taxonomy places the organism in Eukaryota, Metazoa, Chordata, Mammalia, Perissodactyla, Rhinocerotidae.
GGCCGGCAAAUGGGAGCGGGGUGACAUCAGCGGCCACGUGACCCUACCUGGCCGGCGCGGGGAGGGCGCAGGUGAGGCUGGAGCAGGACGCACGCGGCGCACGGCUCCCGCAGCAUGUCCGUCAGCAGAAAGGACUGGUCGGCGCUGUCCAGCCUGGCCAGGCAGCGGACUCUGGAGGAUGAGGAAGAGCAGGAACGAGAGCGCCGGCGGAGGCACCGCCAUCUGAGCUCCACCGCGGACGACGAGGCUCCCAGGCCCACCCAGAACGGAGGCCGGCCGGCCAUGGAGAGGUUGCCGAGCGUGGAGGAAGCGAAGGUGCCCAGGUCACCACCGGCGGCCUUCAAAGAUGAGGAGGAGGACGUCCAGGCCAUCCUCAGGACACGGCAGGAGCGCAGGCAGAGGCGGCAGGUGGUGGAGGGGGCACAGGCGCCCGUCCUGGCACAGCUGGAGGCAGAGGAGGGACGGGACAGCUCGGGCCCUGGGCAGGUGCCCAAGAAGGAGGCAGAGCUGCCGCCUCGCCGGAGACUAAGCCAGGAGCAGCGGGGCCCCUGGGCCAGGGAGGAGGAGAGCUUGGCGGGCAGAGAGCCGGGAGGCUGGAAGAAGGGGGUCUCGGAGAAGACCCCAGCUCCAGACAAGAGCCCGGUUUCGGGGAAGUCCUCCGUUCCAGAGACGACAUUAGCACCUGAAAAGAGACUGGUCUCGGAGGAAACUUCCGUCUCCGAGAAGGGCCCGGGCCCCAAGGAAACAUCUGUGUUGGGGAAGACAGCAGUGUCAGAGAAAAGACCCAUCACAGAGAGAAAGGCAGUUCUAGAAAAAACAGGCAUCUCAGAGAAGCCGCCUGCCCCAGGGAAGAUGUCGGGCUCGGAGAGGAGACUGGUGUCUGAGAAAGCGUCGAUCUUUGAGAAGUCCCCGGCCACAGAGACAAAGCUGGCCCCAAAGAGGGCAGCAGCCUCGGAGCAGUCGGCCUCUGGGGGAAGCCCGUCCAGCACCAAGGAGCAGGGAGGAAGGGCCCUCCCCGAGAAGAGCCCCCAGGCCUCCGCAGAGCUGGGAGAGCAGGGGGCGUUGGACCGUCCAGCUGUGGCUUCCCGCCUCCCUCCCAUCACACUCCAGGUGAAGAUCCCCAGCAAGGAAGAUGAGGUGGACGCGGCCUUGCCCACCCAGGCCACCUUCAGCAGCUCCCUCAAACGCUCCAGCCCCAGGACCAUCUCCUUUCGAAUGAGCUCCCGGAAAGACAACUCGGAAACAGGCUUAACCCGCAGCGCCAGUGUGAGGCUCCCAGCCAGCACGGUCAAAUUAGGCGAGAAGCUGGAGAGAUACCACACAGCCGUGCAGAGAUCAGAAUCCGUCAAGAGUCCUGGCUCCUCCCGCACUGAGUUCUUGGUGGCUCCCGUGGGUGUAGCCAGCAAGCGCCAUCUCUUUGAGAAGGAGCUGGUGGGCCAGAGCCGAGCAGAGCCAGCAUCCAGUCGGAAGGAGAACUUGAAGCUUUCAGGGGUUGUGACAUCGAGGCUCAACCUGUGGAUCAGCAGGUCCCAGGGGUCUGGAGAUCAGGACCCCCAGGAGGUGCAGAAAGAAUCAGCCGCCGCCAGGAGGACCCCAAGAGGAAGCAAAGCAGAGCCCUCCCUGGACGUUGAGGUGUGACAGCGCUGCCAGGACUGUCCUGCAAGUCCAUUCCAAGGGCCCUCUGUCCUGCCAGGCCCUUCCUCCCUGCCUCUC